UGUCAAACGACUGCAAGUGUGUUGUUCGUGUGCUGGAAAGGACGGUGGAAAAGUGCCAACACAGAGGUGAAAACUUUGCAAUUUACUCGUAAUUUUUGCUUAAAAAUGGUAGAAUCUAAGCCUGAUAAGUCGGAAAACAAGGAGAAUCAAAAUCCGGAGAUGGAUGUUGAUGAGGCCGAGGACGCUCCAACCAAGGUUUUCAAUAUUGAAAUCUUGCGAGUGAUCAAAGAUUUACAGCAGCAACAUGGUCUUCGCCACGGAGACUAUCAACGCUACCGUGGCUAUUGCUCUCGGCGUGUUAAACGUCUCAGAAAAACGCUCAAUUUGCCUCAGGGCGAUAAGCGCCACUACCGGAAGCGUGAUGUGACAAUGGCUAACCUGGAGAAGGACAACUCGGACGAACGUAUAAUUCAUAUUCCAUUGAUGCUUGCCGAGCGGGCAUGGGCCUACGCGAUGCAGUUGCGCCAGGAGGCAAACACAGAACCAAGAAAGCGGUUUCAUUUGGUAGGAAAGUUGCGCAAGUCAACGGUUUAUGCGCUGCAGCUGCAGGAUCUUUGCAGUUCGGACUAUUGUGAUGCCCGGACUAAACUGGAGGCGGAAGCAUAUUCUGCCUGGAUCCAUGGCUCGUUACAUUUUGAGCUAUCGCUGUGGAAGAGUGCCGCGGAGAACCUGAAGAAGGCACAGGUGAUUUACGAGAAUCUUGCUGAAGCGCUUCCGGAAGAGGAACAAGCUAUCUAUAAGGCUAAGGUUGAUGAGCUGACUCCGAGCUUACGCUAUUGUGCGUACAAUAUUGGUGAGAAUGCUUCGAUGAAUGACCUUUUGGAAAUGCGCGGUCAAGGAAUGUUUGACAAUUUGAGCACUUUGGUUGCUCAGACAAAAACGGAAAGUAUGGAGGCAUUUCAGACUACUGAAUGGCGUGGUAGGAAGGUUACAGUUCGCCCGGAGAAGGUUCGUUUGUUUUUGCUUAGCAUUCAGGAGUUGGCCAAAAGCAUUGAAAAGGUCAAGGGUUUUCCGGCUAAAAUUGAACUGUUGGAGAAUGUUUUGAUGGACUGCAAGGAUGCUAUUUCGGCCAUCAAGGAUGAAAUCAAGCAAGAUCCGAAGUUGCGUUCGAGCAGUGAAAGUGGAACGAUGACGGCAACUCAAUAUUUACUGACUUAUUUGUCCUAUACACGAUUGAAGCUGACUUUGGAGAGAAACCUGUUUCUGGUUGCACAAGGCAAGUUGAGCUUGGAUGAUCCGAAUAUUUCCGACAAAGCUUUGAUUGAGGGGAAGAAGACGAAACCGCAAGAUUUGUCACGUUUGUACGAAAUCAUUUUGCAGAAUAUUUCCGAGAUGCAGCAGCUAGCAGGAAUGGAAUCGGAUGCGUUGUACCAAUCAGAAAUUGAGACCCUUAGUCUUUCGUUCAAAUCAUUCCGGUGCUAUUAUAUUGCUAUCACUUUGAUCGCUUUGAAGCGUUGGCGUGAGGCCGUGGCCAUGUACGAGCGGUCCACGAAGUAUGCCACAGAGGCCAUUGCUUCGAAGGCUAUCAGCACCGAUUUUGAUUUACGAACAGAGCUCAAACAACUUGUUCAAACAAUUGAAGGCUGCAGAUUUUCAGCCCAUGCCCAGAGUGUGCUGGAGGACGACACCAGUGAGGAAUCGGUUCUCUAUGGUAAGAGUGCGAAAAAUUCCAAGCCUCUGUUCGAGCGAUUGUCUACGUACAAAGAGGAUGCGUCGUUGAAUUCCCGUAAUCCGAAUGUGUUCAAACUAACCCCGGAGAUGCAGCCGAUACCAGCGAAGCCACUUUUCUUCGAUUUAGCCUUGAACUUUGUCGAAUUUCCUUCACUGGACGAUAAGGUCGAACAGAAGGGAGGAGCAAAACAGACCGCCGGUAUGUCCGGUUUCGUUAAGGGGUUGUUUGGCUGGGGUGGAAGCGGCGGAAAGUAAGGUAUUACGAUUCGGAAGAAUUUAUUGCGACUGCAGUCGAGCAUUUUGUUUUUUUCCUAAUAUAUGCGUAAAAAUGGUAAA
Molecule: messenger RNA, 2007 nt
Organism: Topomyia yanbarensis
Lineage: Eukaryota; Metazoa; Arthropoda; Insecta; Diptera; Culicidae
Gene: Srp68
Product: signal recognition particle subunit SRP68
Exons: 2
Coding region: 106-1926 (606 amino acids)
Biological process (GO): SRP-dependent cotranslational protein targeting to membrane
Cellular component (GO): signal recognition particle, endoplasmic reticulum targeting
Molecular function (GO): endoplasmic reticulum signal sequence receptor activity; 7S RNA binding; signal recognition particle binding
Source: RefSeq, a predicted model, not a curated record